Messenger RNA from Myxocyprinus asiaticus (Chinese sucker), 2578 nucleotides. RefSeq names its product ras-related protein Rab-14-like. Gene Ontology annotation, cellular component: trans-Golgi network; Golgi apparatus; phagocytic vesicle. The transcript has 8 exons. Bases 256 to 903 code for a protein of 215 amino acids. Gene Ontology annotation, molecular function: GTP binding; GTPase activity. The record is from RefSeq and is a predicted model, not a curated record. Gene Ontology annotation, biological process: endocytic recycling; defense response to bacterium; Golgi to endosome transport. Lineage: Eukaryota; Metazoa; Chordata; Actinopteri; Cypriniformes; Catostomidae.
UGUAGUACAGUGUAGUGUAGUGUGUGUGUGUGUGUGUGUGUAUAGUGUAGUGCAGUGUAGUGUAGUGUAGUGUGUGUGUGUAUAUAUAGUGUAGUGCAGUGUAGUGUGUGUGCUAUUGCUUCAGUGGAGGUCACUGCUUUCACUGUUUUCAUUCACAGCGCUCUUAGAGGAAGAAAGCGGCCGGACGUCUCACACACAUCGAGAACCAACCCAAACCUGCAAAAACCACUUGAGCUUUUAAUUUAGAGGAACAAAAUGACGACUGCACCUUAUAACUAUUCCUAUAUUUUCAAAUAUAUCAUUAUUGGUGACAUGGGGGUUGGAAAGUCGUGUUUACUUCACCAGUUCACAGAAAAGAAAUUUAUGGCUGACUGUCCUCAUACAAUUGGUGUUGAGUUUGGCACACGGAUAAUGGAAGUGAGCGGGCAGAAGGUGAAGCUUCAGAUUUGGGAUACAGCAGGGCAGGAGAGAUUCCGAGCCGUCACGCGCAGCUACUACAGAGGAGCCGCCGGGGCCCUUAUGGUGUAUGACAUCACCAGGCGAAGCACAUACAACCACCUCAGCAGCUGGUUGACUGAUGCCAGGAAUCUCACCAACCCCAAUACUGUGAUCAUUCUAAUCGGUAACAAAGCAGACCUAGAAGCCCAACGAGAUGUCACAUAUGAAGAGGCCAAGCAGUUUGCUGAAGAAAAUGGUUUGUUAUUCCUCGAGGCAAGUGCAAAAACAGGUGAGAAUGUGGAGGAUGCAUUCCUUGAAGCAGCAAAGAAGAUCUACCAGAACAUUCAGGAUGGCAGUCUGGAUCUAAAUGCGGCAGAGUCGGGGGUCCAGCACAAGCCUACUGCCCCUCAGGGUGGGCGCCUCAGCAGUGAUGCACAGCCCCAGAAAAAGGGUUGUUGUACGUAACAUUGUUUUGUUUAAAAAAAUCUAAAACUGAAAUAUUGGAUUCUGUUUUAAAUUAGAUUUUUUGCAGUUUCACAUCAAAUCACCAAAUAUUUAUCCCUGUUUGUUCCUAUUCAGGAAAUAGUAUACAUGUACUAUACAACAUUACUAUUGUUUUGAAAGAAAUUCAAUGGAAGGUCCAUUGUAAAAAUCAGAUAUUACUUAGGUUGAUUCUGGCACAGUUAUUUUAACUUAGUAAUUGUUAUAGUAAUGUAUUGAAAAGGACAGGACAUAUUUUAAGUCCUGGAGAAUGUUUUUGCACUUUGCAGUUUUGAUUUGGCUUUCUGAGGACCUGGAGCUUGUGUGGUAUUACUGAGGUCUUAAAGGGAUAGUUCACCAAAAAAGGAAAAUUCUCAUCAUUUACUCACCCUCGUGUUGUCCCAGAUGUGCAUGACUUUCUUCUGCAGAACAUAAAUUAAGAUUUUUAGAAGAGUAUCUCCGGUCUGUUGCUUCCACAAAAUGCAAGUCAAAACGGUCCAAAAAGCACAUAAAGGCAUCAUAAAAGUAAUCCAUAUGACUUAAGUCCUUUUUUUUACUAUUAAACAUAUCGCUUCAGAAAAAAAUGGAUUGAACCACUGGAGUCUUAUGAAUUACUUCUGUAUGGCUUUAUUAGCUUUUUUUGAGCUUCAAAGUUCUGGCCACCAUUCACUUGCAUUGUAUGGACCAAAAAAGCUGAAAUAUUCUUCUAAAAAUCUUCAUUUGUGUUCUGCAGAAAAAGAAAGACACAUCUGGGAUGGAAUGAGGGUGAGGAAAUUAUGAGAGAAUAUUCAUUUUUGGGUGAACUAUCCCUUUAAGUCAGUCCUACUACAGGGUUUAAGAUCCCUUUUGGUCUGUUCUUAAGCAUCCAUAAAUAUUUCAAAAUCAAGUUUCUAUCAAUUCAGUGAUAGUUUAAGAAACAGACCUGUUCAGGGACCAUGUACCAAACAUCCAGGCCCUGCAAACCCUCAUCAUAUCGAGAUAUUCAUGUUUUACAUUGAUAAUUUCAGUUGCCUUAUGAUUUGAUUUUGUUCACUCUGAUGUGCUGCUCAUUUUAUUCUUACUCCUUGUAGCUUUUAUCAAACAAAGGAAUUCUAGCAAUUCACUUGUAAUAAAUUGCAAUAGAGAAAUUUGCCUUUUUUUGAACACCUUGAAAGCAUUCCAUUAAAUAUAUUUCCAAACACUGAUCAUAAUAUGCUCUGUGCUGGGUUUCUUUAUAGGUUUAAACAUUACGCAUGACAAGACUGCUUUUAAUAGGCAUCAUGUUAUUUGCCCAGUGUAAUUUAAGAAUAUGUAAUGCAAACCCAACCACAGCAUGACGAACAUGAUUGUGGGAAAACUCUGCCCAGAUCCAUUUAAUAGGUCAUCAACAAAAACUAAAAAUGGGCUGAUGUAACAACCAGCAAUUGUUUCUUUUUCCAUAGACGUUCAUCUGCAACAAACUGGUUAAAAAAGGCAAAAAAAGCACUCCAAAUAUUUUUUCUAUUACAUUUCUGUAUUAUGGUAGAUUGUAAACUGAAAAUCCAUGUUUUAAUUUGCUCCUACUGUCUUGCUUUUUUCACAUCUAUAAACAGCAAAAACUAACCUGAUCUUGAACUCAAGUAUGCCUUCUAUAAGUGACAUUUGUUUGUAAUUAUGUUAAUAAAGAUAUUACUGUAGACUG